Messenger RNA from Oreochromis niloticus (Nile tilapia), 1633 nucleotides. RefSeq lists its product as uncharacterized. The record is from RefSeq and is a predicted model, not a curated record. Gene Ontology annotation, biological process: response to bacterium. The transcript is spliced from 6 exons. Bases 550 to 1575 code for a protein of 341 amino acids. Lineage: Eukaryota; Metazoa; Chordata; Actinopteri; Cichliformes; Cichlidae.
CAAGAAAGGGCUAAGAGCUGAUCCCUGUUGUAUUAAAAUGUGCUUUGAUCUAGCUAUCUUUGUUUGUAACGAUUUUCUUCUAAAUAUCGGAAUGUUUUUCUUCCAAAUUCCUUGCUAGCUUGAUUACGACUUUGACUGGAAAAAAAAGACACAAAUCAGUUUGUGUGCAGUCAAAACAAAACUGCAGCACUUGAGUCAUGCACCACUGGAUUCUGCUGGCCAUCACAUAAAUAAGUGUGUAGUUUGUGAGCACUGAAAACUUUAUUUUUUUAAUUUAUACUUUGACCUAUGCUGCCUGGUUAUAACUGUAGGAAUUAGUUGUUAUUGUUAUGCUUCAGUUAUACCAGAUUAUUUCCUGCAGAAUCAUCAGCAACAACAAACUGUACAGUGUAGAUUCAUUGUAAAUGGUUUGAAUUUUACAGGAAGUGCAUUUUCUGUGCUUCAGCCAAUCACUGUGAUUUCCACUUGGUAAACCUUGAUCAGCUUGUGACUAAAUCUUCCUUUGAGUGGGAAGACAUCAGUUGUGCGAGAGAAGGCUAAGGUACCACAAUGAUCAGAAGACUGCUUUCUUUGAUUCUUCUAAGUACAUUGUCUUUGACCGAAGGGAAUGAGGGUCCUUUCCAGACUUCUAUAACUGUGACUAAACUUGGAGAUAAUGUGACUCUGACAUGUAGUAUCCCUAGGGAUGAUGUUGGGUUGUCUUACUGGUAUAAGCUGAAUUUUGGAUACAUGAUUGAAACAAUUGCCUCAGGAAGUUUUGACAAAAUAUCACGUAAGGGACAAUUUAACAACUCAAAAUUCAGUGCCACAAAAGUGGGUAAUAUCUAUUCUCUUACCAUAAGAAAUGCAAGCAAAGAAGAUGAAGCAACAUACUUAUGCCAAGGAGGAACGGCAUACGUAAUGGAAUUUUUUAAUAGCACGCUUUUAGUAGUGAAUGAUACAAAAACGCAGCAGAAAUCUUUCACCGUGAAACAAACUUCAGACGUGGAGUCAGUACAUUUGGGAGAUACAAUGACUCUGCAGUGUUCACUCCUCUCUGAGAACAAAGAUGACACAGAUCAGUGUCCAGGUGAAGACAAAGUGCACUGGUUUAAAGGUGCAUCAGAAUCCCAUCCAGGCAGCAUUUACCACGGCAGUAUCAGAAAUAAAGAGGACGGGAAAUGUGAUUACAGUCUGUCCAAAACUAUAACAAACUCAUCUGAUGCUGGGACGUACUACUGUGCUGUGGUGACAUGUGGACAGAUCCUGUUUGGUAAAGGAACAGAAGUGAAGAUAGAGGGGUUCCCGCUGGUUACUGUGCUUGUGAUACUGCUGACCUGCUCUGUGGUUGGGAAUAUUGCACUGAUUCUCAUCAGAAAACAAAAACCAGAUUGGAAACACAGCAGAGGAAAAGUUACAGCCUCCAAUCAAUCUCCAGUCAGUCAACAGGAGAGAUCGACUGUGGCUCAACUGAAUAAUGUGGAGGGUGAAGAAGUGGGAGUGAACUAUGCGGCACUUGAUUUUCCCUCAAGAACAGCUAAAAGAUGGAAGAAUAACAGGGAGCUACCGGAUGACACACCAUGUACUCUGGAAUGAGAGACUACUAGUAAAUCUCUCUCCCCUUUGAAGAAUGAAUAUAUAUAUAUAUAUAUAU